AUGUCAGUAGCAUCAGGCGCAUACUUCGCUGGCCCGAUGCAGCCAAACUCUCAAUCGUAUACUUGGGCGAACCGCCCCUUUCAACCACUGCAACCCCCGUCGGGUCAUUUGAACCAGCAGUUUUCACCCUCACACUCAUACCCGUCUUCAGGGUAUCCCGUUGGAUACAACGGCCAGCAUGGUGGGCCACUACCCAGCUAUAACCAUGAGUCAUCGGUCACGCCAUCAUACUUACCUGGAGCGCCUGGAAGCGCUCCACGCCAUAAUGUAUCUCGCAGUCCACCAAUAGGCCGUAACUAUCACCCACAAUCUGGCCCUGGUGCUCUCCCUGAGCAGCCUCUUAUGAAUUCCUCACCUUACAUGAUGAACCCGCCAGCAUAUUAUCUUCCAGAAGCACCUCCUAUUCCCUCGCAAAAAUCCAUCAUUGACAUGAACUGCAGAUCUUCUCAUCCAUCCUCCCUCAGCUCCCCUGCCCCUUCAAUGGUCACUGAACCUGUAUUUCCCCAACCAGACUCAGUAUCUCACACAGAAGGUCCAUCGCGCGUAAUUAGUUCACGACCACGACCCCAGUGCUGGGACCACGGAUGCAACGGACGCGAGUUCUCCACAUUCAGUAACCUAUUGAGACACCAGCGGGAGAAAUCUGGAGUGGUUGCCAAGGCAGAGUGCCCUAUAUGUGGAGCGGUGUUUACUCGGACGACAGCGCGCAAUAUUCACGUUGCACAGGGGAAAUGCAAAGGCACAGGUCGAGAGUCAUCUGUGGAAUGA
Molecule: messenger RNA, 768 nt
Organism: Penicillium macrosclerotiorum
Lineage: Eukaryota; Fungi; Ascomycota; Eurotiomycetes; Eurotiales; Aspergillaceae
Exons: 5
Coding region: 1-768 (255 amino acids)
Source: RefSeq, a predicted model, not a curated record